UGCACAUCAUUGCGGUGUUGGUAAAAAAACAGCAUUUUGGUAGUACAUAAAGAGUAAUGGCGGAGCCAAGGUAGCCGUUGCCAUGAAUCCUAUUCUUGCUAGCCAUGUUCCGUAAUGCAUGGAUUGGGGAGGGAUCGGCCGGCCCAAGCCGGUAAUACUCUCAACAUGUAACUGACCUCCUCGUCGAUCCCGCGCUUGUGGACAUGGCAUUCAACCCGGUUUCGCUGUGUUGCGCACCCCGCAAGACGAAAAUGGAACACGGGUACGAUAUACGAUAGGUGGACAAAUGGUGUCGCCAUAUCCCUCAUCCUCAAGCCCAGGUUCUACGAAGCAACAGCUAUUAUCCCCUCAGACCCAGCACACUCGUCAAAAUGGUUGUCUCUCCUCGCUCCGCCGCCCUUUCGGCCAUCGCCUUCGCUGCCGCCGUCAACGCCCACGGUCACGUCCAGACCGUCGUCGCUGAGGGUGUGACCUACACCGGUGGCAUCCCCAGCGGUGCUCCCGCCGACGCUGUUGGCUGGGCUGCUGCCAACCAGGACAACGGCUUCGUCGAGCCCAACUCCUUUGGCACCGCCGACAUCGCCUGCCACAAGAGCGCCACCCCCCCGAGCAACUCGGUCAGCGUCAAGGCCGGCAGCACCAUCACCCUCCAGUGGAACACCUGGCCCGAGUCGCACAAGGGCCCCGUCAUCGACUACAUCGCAUCCUGCGGCGGUGACUGCUCCUCGGCCAGCGCGGGCUCCCUCUCGUUCGCCAAGAUUGCCGAGAAGGGCCUCAACUCCGGCAACAACCCGGGUGACUGGGCCUCGGACGACCUGAUCGCCAACGGCAACGCCUGGACCGUCACCAUCCCCAGCGGCCUCGCCCCUGGCGGCUACGUCCUCCGCCACGAGAUCAUCGCCCUCCACUCGGGCGGCCAGCCCAACGGCGCCCAGGCCUACCCCCAGUGCAUCAACAUCGAGGUUACCGAGGGCGGCUCCUCCACCCCGAGCGGCACUCCCGCCACCUCCCUCUACACCGCCACCGACCCCGGCAUCGCCUUCAACCUCUACGAGGCUUUCGACAGCUACCCCAUCCCCGGGCCCGCUGUCUGGAGCGCUUAGAUGGAUUCAAUCCCUGCUUGAUGGUUUACGGAGAAGCGGGUGGCUGCGGCAAGGUGGUGCGGGUUUUUCUAGGGCGGAUAUUAGAUCUUAUCAAUAGGCUGGUUUUCUUUGGAACGAGUACGAUAGAACGCUAGCAGACUGGUGUGGGCGCUUGGUGCUAGAUACCCGAAGCACGAUGGAGCCAGCUAGGUACCUACAUUACCUACCUUCUACAAUACAAGUCGCGCCCCCGGGCAAGCGACGUAUUAACAACA
Chaetomium fimeti is the source of this 1357-nucleotide messenger RNA. RefSeq names its product glycoside hydrolase. The record is from RefSeq and is a predicted model, not a curated record. Bases 372 to 1103 code for a protein of 243 amino acids. Lineage: Eukaryota; Fungi; Ascomycota; Sordariomycetes; Sordariales; Chaetomiaceae. The transcript is spliced from 2 exons.